AGCCGCGGCCCGAAACGUUGAGAAGGCCCCGAAGGCGGUGCUUAGCGGCGGCUGAGAAGGCCUUGUCCUUGGCCGGCCAAGCUCGUCCCGGGGGGCUUCGGAGUUCUCCUCUGGGCUGGCAAAGAAAGGGCCGCGCGAGCGCCCCGCCAACGGUUCCGAAAGCGGCAGUAGCCGCUUGGCUUCUCUGCCUUCUAUUCGCCCACUUGCAGGGGGCGGGGCUUAGAGCAGCCUAUCGGGUUGCGGGGAAAGCCGAGCCGUUGGCACAAGAGGAAGAGACCGCGCGUGCGCAUUGACUCCGCCAUUCCCGGGGCUUCAAAGAAGCGCGCCGCGCCUAACACGGGCCCGGCAUCGCCAACAGGCUGCCCGCGGAGGCUCCCUCCAGGGGCUCGGGCGCCCACGGCCAUGGUGUCCUGGAUCCUGUACCGCGCCGUGGUGCUGGUAUUUGGGAUGCUGUACCCUGCCUAUGCUUCCUACAAGGCUGUGAAAACGAAAAACAUCCGAGAAUAUGUCCGCUGGAUGAUGUAUUGGGUCGUGUUUGCCCUCUUCAUGGCUACGGAGGCCAUCGCAGAUACGUUCAUUUCCUGGUUUCCCUUCUACUAUGAGAUCAAAAUGGCCUUUGUAGUGUGGCUGUUGUCCCCGUACACAAGAGGAGCUGGCCUGCUGUACCGCAAAUUUGUGCAUCCCACAUUAUCUCGCAAAGAAAAGGACAUUGAUCUGCUCAUCCUUCAGGCCAAAGAGCGUGGCUACGAGACCCUUCUAAGCUUCGGGAAGAAGAGCCUCAACGUAGCAGCCACGGCUGCUGUCCAAGCUGCAGCAAAAAGUCAGGGUGCCCUGACUGGACGUCUGCGUAGCUUCAGCAUGCAGGAUCUGCGCUCUAUCCCUGAUGCAGCCCCAGUCCAUUACUCUGACCCCCUCUACCUGGAGGAACAGGAGCUUCGCCGGAGGCCAAUAGGACACCGGGAAGCUCCCCAACAACUGGGCUCUGAUAGCAACGAGGAGGACUGCUGGUCAGACUCUGAGGUCUCCACCAGCUUAAGAGACCGCAGCAAGGAGCCUUUGCUAACCAAGCCACUGGCAAGGAGCCAGAGCCUCCGUGUAGUGAAGAAGAAGCCGCCUGUCAAAGAGGGCUCUACGCGGCUCGUGCGAAGUCGCCUCAGGAAGAAGGCAGCCGAUCAGGACUGCUAGGCUGGCUGCUGGGAAGCAUCCCUUGCAAAUGUCAGGGCUUUGCUGCCCGACGGCACUUGGAAACUUGUACUGCAGUCCUUGUUCCGGGACCCAUGAAGGUCUUUUUAAUUUGCCAAAGCCAAGCAUAGUGCCUGUGGUUGAGUUUUAGUUAUGGAGGAAACACCCCUUUUUUGGCAACUAGAAGCCCACUGUUUUUUUUGGGGGGGGGAUGUUCCAGCCUGGUGGCAGCCUAGUCCCCUGCUUGGGCUGCAGUCCAGCUCUCAGGCCAACCUCCCCUCCUUGUCUCAAAGCGAUGCCUUGACUCUGACUGGUGACUUCCUCCCUCCUUGGGUUUCUGUGCUUGCCGUCUGCCAAAUCUCCUGCCCACUUGAUGUGCCUACAGGAAGAGAGUCUCUUUUCCUUCCACUAUGUGCCUUUGCUAAUAACACUACACUGUACCAUAAAGUCAUUUGCCUUUUCGAAGGCCAGGGGUGGAAGAGCAGCUUCUUGUGGAGUCACGAAGAGAAGAUUCUGGAUACCUUUUCUUGCCUGGGCCCAGGUGCAAUGUCUUGCUGCUGUGAAGAUGGAGUGCUCCAAGCUGAGCCUAGCGCAGAGGUGCAGUUCAGCUUAUACAGCAUCCUAGAGCUAGACCAUUCCUGCUUCCGGUGGGAGUGCUGUAGUGAUAAACCAAAGAAGGAAGCAGCCUGUCUUACUGUAACCCCCACUCCCCCUGAUGCUGCUUCCAUCUCAUGCCUGCUCUGCCGCUGAUGAAGACACUACCUGGUCUACUUGAGCACUGUCACUGGCUAGGACCUUUGCUUGAGGGCGUUUGUAAUUUUUAUACAUGAUUAAAUAAACACAUUUUUCUUA
Molecule: messenger RNA, 2034 nt
Organism: Rhineura floridana
Lineage: Eukaryota; Metazoa; Chordata; Lepidosauria; Squamata; Rhineuridae
Gene: REEP4
Product: receptor accessory protein 4
Exons: 8
Coding region: 403-1185 (260 amino acids)
Biological process (GO): endoplasmic reticulum tubular network organization
Cellular component (GO): endoplasmic reticulum membrane; cytoplasmic microtubule; endoplasmic reticulum tubular network
Molecular function (GO): microtubule binding
Source: RefSeq, a predicted model, not a curated record